GUUUGAUAAUAAUGGGGCAGUCUGUAGAAAAAAUGAUUUUAUAUAUCAUAUUAAAUUAUAAUAAAUAAAAUAUGUUUAAUUAAAAACCAUGUGAUAAAAAUUCAUGUGAUGUGAAUUUAAUUAUUUGAUAAAAUGUUUCGACGACGUUUAGAUUUUUCGCCAGGAACGAAUGGAGCAAAAGCGGAAGCUGGAGGGUUGGAAACCGGGGGAGGAGAUCGGGGUAGCGAUGAAGAAUUACACCCUGACGCGCUUAUACGACAAAAUUUUGAGCUACGUCAUCGCUUGGAAGAAGAAGCUGCGAGUUAUAAACGUCGGUUGAAUACUUACAGACAAGCGCAGCAGCAUCAGGCUGCUCUGGUUUCUCGUUUGCAGGCAAAAGUGUUGCAGUACAAGCAGAGAUGCUCGGAGCUGGAGAACCAGAUGGUCGAAUCACUGCCUGUGGAAGUGUCAAGAGUGACAGUUUCGUCACCGAGCACUUCUGCGCUGGAAGCUGCCCAUCAGACACUGAGGGAGUUGCGGGACGAACAGAUAACUGAUUUGGAGACGGCGAUUCGGAAGCUCAAUGAGGAGAGACGACGCUCGGAUAAGCUGAUGGAGAUAAAUACGUCUUUGAAAAAUCAAUUAGAAGAAUCGCAUAGAACUAAUGAGACAUUGACCAAUGAUCUGCAGAAAUUGAGUACCGACUGGGAUGUGCUGAGAGAAGAAAUGGCCAUCAAGGAGGACGAGUGGAAAGAAGAGGAACUGGCAUUCAAUGAGUACUACACGUCAGAGCAUCAUCGUCUGCUGAACUUGUGGCGUGAUGUUGUCGCUCUUAAACGUCUUUUUUCAGACAUGAAAUCAUCCACGGAAAGAGACCUGACCAAGUUUCAAAAUAAAUUGUCAACUGCCACAAAUGACAUGACGUCGGCUUGCAGUGGCGUUAAACUUGCGCUACAAAUUCAGUCGAGUGCAUUGCAAACUUCAGUUACUCAGCAGUAUCACGCUCAGGAGGCCUCGGACUUGAAGACAGAACUGGAUAAUAUUAAACAGCAAUGGGAGAUUGCGCAGAAUGAAAUGAGAAUGAAAGAUGAUCGCAUCAACCAACUCAUCAGGGAGAUACACAGCAUUGAAGAGAGAUGUGGCAAAGCUGAGGCUGGUAUUGGACAGGCUGCUAAAAUUCAAGAGGAUGUUGAAAUAUUAGAAGCUGCUCUCCGCGAUAUUGCUCACGCGGUGAUUCAAGAUGCUGAAACUCGUGAUAUUGAAAGUAUCCAGGCACCUCCGCAUGUUCAUUUGUCCCCGAGUAGCGUCGUUUUGUCUCAGCGAUCGCCUAAACGCGGCACGCGAAGCAAUACCAUUCCCGCGUUUGCUGAGAGUACAAUAAGUGCCGUGCAAGCGGCGCUGCACAAAUACCAGCUGACUAUUCAUGAGCUUCAAGUUAAAUUACAAACAAAUGCUGAGCAAUUAACACUGACGCGGAAACAAUGCGACUCGGCUGAAGAAAAUGUCCAAUUGCUGGAAGAACGGACGUCUGAAUUGAUAAUACAACUUGAUACCACGCGUGCUCAGUGCACGCAACUGCUACAGGAGCGCGAUAUGCUGCAGAAAAGUUUGGAUACUGUUAGAAGUGAAAAGAUUUCAUUGGAUAAAAACAAAGUUGAACUCAAUCAUACUAUUGAGGAUCUUAACAGCGAUUAUGAGAAGCUGCAGAAAGUAAACAGUAAAUUACAGAAAGUAUGCGACAGUCUGGAAGAUGAUAAGAUUUAUUUGCAGAGUGAGCUGGACAGAAUUAAUAAAGAGUUUGAGCUGAGAGAAAUGAGCUUCAGAUCUGAAGAAGAACGAUGCAGUCGCAUGCGCGAAGAAUUAUUGACAGUACGUGAGGAAUUGAGUAAAAUUUACUUGGCCAAAGAUAUGCUGGAGCAGCAGAAACUUGAGUCUGAUAAUUUGAUAACGCAGAUUGAGAAAAGCAAAGGGGAUUUGGAGUUGGAAUUAGAGCGGAUUCUCUUGGAAAAAUCUGAUAUUCAAGAUGAGCUGAUAAAGUCAGAGGCUAUUUGUAAUAAUCAUGAGAAAGACAAACAACGACUUGCUGAGGAAUUAAAGCGGAUGGACGAGGAGAAAAAUAAAUUAGCAAGUCAAUGCUGUGAUCAAUCAGGGGAUUUAAGUUCUUUGAGAAAAGAAUUAUUGCAGGCUGAGCAAGCGCGUUUGGAUUCAGAGGCUGAUAAGGUAACGUUGAAUGAGAAAAUAAAAUUUUUGGAAAUUGAAAAAGAGAAGGUGGAGAUUGAGCUGGGCCAGGUGAUGCGCGAGCGCAGUGAUUUGAGUAAUCAGUUGUCGAUACUCGCGCGGAAAAAGGAGUCUUUGAAUGAGGAGCUGAUGAGGACUAAGCAGCGACUGGAACAGUCGAAUGAAAUGAAUGCGAGGAUCAAUAGAAAUUUGGAGGAGCUGGUUAAGGAUAAUGAAGAGAAGCAGGUUGUGUUGGAGACAAAUGAAAAAGAAUUUCUGCGAAUGCAGGAAUUAUUGGCCUCGGUGAGAAGUGAGAAAGAAACUUUGGAAGGAGUGUUGUUUGACACCCAGACAAAUCUUGAAGCGACGCAUUUGAAGAAGGUCCAGUUGGAAAAAGAGCAGCAGGAGUUGUUGGUAAAGCAAGAAGCUCUGAAAGGACAAAUUGCGAGAUUGACUAAAGACCUGGAGAAUAGUGAAAAACGCGCGCAAGAUAUCAAACAAAAUCUUACUCAGCAGCGAGGCAACCAGGAGGCUGAGUUCCAGCAAAUUAUUGCUAACAUGAAGAAACAAAAUGAAGAUACGUGUAAAAAAUUGAAUGAGGAAAAAGAGCAAAUACGUGUGUCACUUGAAAAGCGGCUGCAGCAGACAGUGAGUUCACUGGAGGGUCAAAAAGAUGAUGAAGUCAAUCAGAUGCUGAGUAGGAUUGAAGAGUUACAGCAGCAUAUCGAUAAUUUGUGUCAGCAGCACGAGGAAGCUCUCCUGCGUGCUGAAAAUGACAAACAACAGGCUCUGCUUAUUGCUCAUCACGAUCAGCAGGCGUUGAUGGAGAAGCUUGACAAUAUUUUCCGUGAACUGGAGAGUGAAAAGGGGACCUUGGAUCGGCUGCGAAGAGAAGCCAAUGCACGUGCAGAGCAGGAUCGUACGAACAUCAAUCAGCUGCGUGAUGAAUUAAGUCGUAUGAAGACGAAGCUUGAGGAAACUAAACUACAAGAUGACGAGGAAAAGAUGAGACUGGAGUUGAAGAUUGAAGAUUUGCUGAAAGAACGGGAGACUGCUCAAAAAGAAUGCGAAGAACUGAGGGUCCAGCUUCAAGUUGCUGAAGAUAAAGUUGAUAGUUUGCAGAAUCAGUUACACGAGACUACGAGGAAGCUCAAAGACGCGGAAAAUAGUAUUGAGUCAUUGAGAAAAGAGCUGGUGGAUGUACGAAGACAGUUGGCCGAUUCGAAUUACGCUAUGGAUAAAUACAAUAAUACGAAUAAAGAAUUGCGUGAACAUGUUAAGCGUAUUGAGGGUGAAAAGAGAGAGCAGUCACGAGCGUUAGAAGAAGCUUAUCAAAAAAUAGCGACCAUGGAAGAUGCACGAACAGCCAUGGAAGCUGAAAAGUCCCGGCUUCAAGGACAAAUAAGAGACAUGGAGCAUGAGAUAAUCCAAACUCAACAGCAGCUUCGGUUCACUGAAGGUGAAUUGCAAAAGAGUCAGUCUGCUAAUUCUCAAGCUCAGAAUGAAGAACGCGAGUUACAAGGCCGGUUGGCGAAUGAAAUAGAAGAGAGAGAACGUCUUCAGUUGCAGUUACAUCAGCUGAAGAAACAGGUGGUGGAUCUUGACAAUAGUCUUGAAGUAACUAGACAGGAUAUGGCCAAAAUGAGAUCACGCGCUGAUGAAGAAGACGAGAGAUGGCGUGCGAGAGAACAGGAACUUCUUGUUAGGCUGGAAGACAGUCGAUGUAGAGAGAGAAAACUUGAAGACCAGAAACACAAUCUUGAGGUAUGUCUGGCUGAUGCAUCUCAGCAGCUACAAGAGCUCAAAGCUCGCUUUGGUGGUUCUGAAGGAAGAGUUAGGGCUUUGGACAGUCAACUGGCACAGCUGGAGGCUGCUAAAAAGGAAGUUGAACAGAAAUUGAGUAGCGUUGGUUCAACUCUGCGGCGGAUUGCUGGUAUUCAACUGGAUGGUACUGUCAAUAUGCCGUUUAAACUUAUGAGUCCAUCGAGAAGGUGGAGUCCGGCGCGUGUUUCUCAUCAGGAGCAUGAUGUCUCUCGGGAUGUAAUUCUUGAUGUCGACCCGGAGGCCGUGAGAAAAGGUGUUCGUUCGUUGAUGCAGCAGGUGGCGCAGAUUGAACGUGAGAGGGAUGAUUGCAAGAACGAGCUGAGUAAUGUUAAAAAACAACUGGCUGAAGCUCAAGAGUGUCAAACUAAAUCAGUCUCCAAGAUAAACAAUCUCAAUAUUACUUUAAGGAACAUCCAAGACGAAAAAGCGUCACUGGAGACACAGCUGUCACAGAAACAGACCUCUUAUCAGAGUCUGCAUGAGGCGUUGCACCAAAAGACUCAAGAAAAUGAAUAUUUGCGUGAAAAAGUAACAGCCUUAGAGCUGACUGUCAGCAGCGAGUCUGAGGAAAAAGGACAGUAUGAAGAAAAAUUAGAAAAAAUGAAACAAGCAUUCAGUAGGUGUGACAAUGAGAAACGUAGCUUGCAAGAAGACUUAGGAAGGUCUGAAGCCCGGUCAACUAAAUUAGAACUGCAGCGAAUGUCGCUCGAGGGAGACUUGCAGCGGCUUCAAAUGGUUUUGCAGGAAAAAGACGGAAACCUUCAAAAGCUACAAGACCGCUUUGAUGCCCAGGUAAAAACAUCAACUGGUUUGGAAGAACGAUGUGCGUCAUUGAAGUCUACUAUAGAGCAGUUGAAUGUCUGCUUGGAACGUGCGUCAGCCACUGAGAGCGAACUGAAGAGCGAAAUAAAUUCAAUGCGACGUACAAUUAUGGAAAACAAUGCGCAGAUUCAAAGUAUCAAUGACCGGGUUAAGCAGCUACAGAAACAACUGGCCAAUGCUGAUAAUGAACGGCGAGUUGUCUCAGAAAGACUGGAUGCUGCUCAACAAUCGGUUAUGGAGUUGAAACACGCGAAUCAAACUCUGAUGGAUCAGAACUCCCGGUUACAAAAUGAUUUGGCGAAUAAUGAAGUCCAGCGUUCUGGUCUCGAGUCACAAUUGAGACUUGCCACUUGGCCACAAGAGAGUCCUUCGAAUAAGGAUGACGAGGUAGUAAGACAGCUCCAUGCAGUUCAAAGAGAUCGCAGUGAAAUGCGCGGGAAACUGGACGCACUCAAUGACAAAGUGAGACUCUUGGAAAUCGACAAGCGCAAUCUCGAAAGACAAUUAGCAUCCGCUAGAGCCAGCGGUGGACGCAGUAAGAGCUAUGAACGUCCUGAGAAAGCUCAUAUUGAGCUAAUGGGAUCAAAUGUUAGUGUUGAUCUACUGGAGCAAGAGAAUCGUGAUCUACGUCUGAAAAUACGCAGACUGGAGACUCUGCUUGCUGAGAAAGAAGCUGAAGUUCUUAGAUGCAAAACGAUGCACAGUCAUUCCCACUCGGCCAGAGAAUCGAGUCGCGAUCGAAUGGCGGAAAUCGAGAGAUUGAGAGCUGCUCAACUGCAGGCUGAAAAAUUGUUGGAAGCACGCGAGCAGAGUCAUCGACAGCAGGUUUUGCGGCUGGAAAAUCAGAUCCAGUUGUUGCGAGAACAAUUGAGCCAGGAAAUAAAACGUCGGCAGCUCUAUGUGCUGCGCAGCACACGUGCCGGCAGAGAAAUGCAGCAUCUACGCCAAGCACUGGGUGAUUCUUUAAAGACUGUAGCACAAGAUCCGUCUCUAGAUGCUGUUCUGUUGGAGCACGAAGCCAGAAAAUUAGACAGCACGGUAACAAGUACCACAAGUUUACCGCCUUCGUUGGCGCUUCCUGCUCCAUCGUCGUACGAUAGAUAUUCUCCGAUUCCAUCACCGUUGAAAUAAAGUUUUUUUAUUUAUUCAGUACUAAAGCUAACUUGAUAUAAUGACAGCAUGUGUUCAAUAUUUAUGUGUUCCCUAUCAAAAAAAUCCACUUAGGAAUCCAGCUUAGAUUUCCAUCACGUGUUUUCCCAUGGGAUUCAAAACCAUGCAAAAAUCCAUGUCAGACAUUCAAGUUCUUAUAUGUAUUUUUUGUAUGGUAUCGUACCCAUACUUUUCCACAUGAAUCCUUAUGGGAAUCCAUAGUUUCCUACAUGGAUUGCUAUGGAUUCUUAUAUAAUCUUACAUGGAUUUUUUUGAUAAGGUUUCUACUUUGAUAAGUUAUAUUUAUUAAUACUUUUGGUAAAUUUUUACACGGCAAGUGCCUUCAAAAAAAGUUUUUACUAUUUAUAAAUGAAAUUAUUGAUGACAUUGAUAAACAUGUGUGUCGUACAAAAUAGCCAUAUAUUGCGGUAAUGAUAAAAAAAAUAUAUCAUUCCAUAGUCUAAUUUUAGUCUUGCCAGUGGUACUUAAAAAAUUUUUAAUAGAGUAAUUUUACAGCGUGAUACUUAAGUAUACUUAUAACUUAUUUAUUAAUGUAGAUAUAGAUUUUAAUUUUUUUUUUAAUUACUUUGUUUACAAAGAAAUUACGUCAUUGCAUUUCGACAUCCGUCCAUAUCAUUUUUAUAGUACAAAUUUUUUUAUUUAUUGAAUUUUUUUAUUUUGUAGCCUUUUAAGAAAAUCAAUUAUUAAUCCGUGUUACGUUUUUCGUAAUGAAGAAAAAAAAUAUCUGUGAGUAUUUAACGUAUGAUAUUUAAUGAGGAAGGUGAUAAUUGCUACGUAUGGUCUUGCAAUGAGACUAAAAUAUUAAAAUGUAGCAAAAGUAUUGUAGAGUAUCAGCUUCCGAGAUUAGUCAAAGAUCGAACGAUCAGUCGGAUAAAGUGGAGUUUAAAAUAAAUUACUGGAAGAAGCUUUUUAAAGUAUGUAGGUAUCAAGGAUUGUGUCGGUUCUUUAGUACAGAGAACAUUUGACAUUCAGUCCGUAUAUAGGCCUGCGGAUUAUUAAUUAUUUUAAUAUUUUAAAAUACUUGGUAUUAUUAGUUGUAAUUAUUAUUUUAUUUAAAUUAUUUAAACCAAUUGAAUGCCCUAUUGCCAUUUUUUUUUUUUACAUUUUUUUUUGUAAUUUAAAAAAAUAUGUAAAUGCCAUGUUGAUUAUAUUUAUUAAUGUUAAGAUUUUAAA
Messenger RNA from Microplitis demolitor, 7185 nucleotides. RefSeq names its product rootletin (gene Root). Bases 133 to 5973 code for a protein of 1946 amino acids. NCBI's taxonomy places the organism in Eukaryota, Metazoa, Arthropoda, Insecta, Hymenoptera, Braconidae. The transcript is spliced from 2 exons. The record is from RefSeq and is a predicted model, not a curated record.